AUUUGGACCAGGUUCCCAUUUCUUUCUGAAAUAUGGCCUCUCGCCCUGUGACUGGAGCCUGAAGUUAGACACAGGAGCUGGGCACGAGAAGCCUCCUUCUGGGGCUAGGCAGUAGUGUGUGGGCUCCCUUCUAUCUGGAGCCUGACAUUUGUGGUCCUGCCCAUUGUCAAACUAAACCUAGGAGUUGCCUUUCGGUGUGUGCCUUUCCCACCCACACUCUGACUCUGGUCCUUCUGACUUGGAUCUAGCCAGAAGCCUGAAAGCCCAGAGGAGCUUCCUUCCCUUACUAGCUCGCUGGCUGGGGUGGGUUUCCAGAGUGGGAAGGGACCCUCCCAGCUCCAUUUGCAGCCAGAACUGAAAGGGAGGCCUUGAGAAGCGAGUAGUGAAUGCUUUUGAUCACAACUUUAAUCCCAGCACUCAGGAGGCUGAAGCAGGUGGAUCUCUGAUACAGAGGGCAGCCUGCUCUACAGAGAGAGUUCCAGGACAGCCAGGGCUACAGAGAAACGUGGGGGUGGUGGUGGGGGGAGUGGGCUGGAGGUCUUGAGGACCACUGUGCCAGGUCUUAGAGGUAAAGUCUGAGGGUGGUGCUUACAGCUUGGGGGUCCCUGAGAGACCCUACAGACCUAGAUUUCCCACAGUUGAGGUUGGGGUCCCUGCUUACACUUCUAGGCAUCCAGAUCAUUCAAGAAUUUCUCCCCUGCACUACAGGGGCCUCCACAAAGCCAGAACGUAAGAUCGGGUCCAUCCAUUCAGGGGCACGGAGACACAUUAUUGGCCGAGCGUAGCACAGCUCCUUUCUUACAGUCCUCGCUCCAGGCAGCUGGUUAUCUGGCUGCGACCGACUAGUGUUGCGGGGCGGGGGGAGGGGGGGAGACUUAAGCUAGGCCUCCGGGAAGGAAAGGGUUAAACCCCCAAUCGCCGGGCUCGCCCCGCCCGGAGAGUACGACUUAGGUUCCACCCUAGAAUUCUCAUUGGUCUGAGCAUGCACAUCCUGGCGGUGGAGCGUGAUGCCGGCCUCGUUCCCGGCCUGGCGCCACCUUCCCGCCGGUAGUGGCCUCCCGCGGGAGCUGUCCCAACAGCGGCACUCGAGCUACCUGAGGGCAAUGGGGCUGUCCGAUGGGUCCGGUGAGUUACAGGGCGCCGCCCGAAUUCCACGUGUCCACGAAACGUUAGCAGUCCUGUGACCCCCCCGGCCUAGGUCAGUUCUGAAAGGGAACCGCCGAAUUCCCAGCAGGCAUCUCCCGCCUGCACAGCCUCCGUUUACCGCCUUGCCGAUUUCCCGCAGGUGGUUGUCCAUCAGCAGCGAGGGAUGGGGGCGGGAUCCGGCGCGACCCUAGCUCUUGAGGCGGAAAGUCCCUGGAGUGCUAACCAGGGGGUCGCGGGGAGGUUGCUGCCUGCCAAGGAGCCCAGGCCCAGGAGGUGCGCCGGCUGGGCGCCCUGGGACCGGGAGACGGACCGCUGCGAGACAGGCUCUCCCCUGGCCGUGGACCAGCGGCGGCCGGAGGCAGCGUGGUUGUGAGCGCUCUGGCGCUCAGGACCCGUGUACCCUCCCAAUGGGCGGGGCCGAGGAUCAAGGCUCCGCCCCCGUGCGCGUGCUGCCUUGUAAGGGGAGGGAGCCCUUUAAGAAGACUUGAGUGAUCUAGAAGGAGGGGAGAGGGGCCCUGAGGUCUGGCCCGCCCGCGGUGCAGAGAACCCCGGAGGAUCUUCCUUGUAUUGCUCUGCUCCCUCCUCCAACUUGGACACCCGGUUAGAGGCUCUUCCCAGGUGAGUCCUACCCCUCUGGUGGGACCCUGUCCCCUGGUUGUAGCUGCUUCCAGAUCAGAACUGACAGAUGAAAACUUUCCCCAAAGGCUAGUUCACCUUCCAGACUUAGCCCACUCCCCGAAAUAUAUUCGCAGAGGAGAGCUGCAUUCCAUAUGGAGUCUCCCCCAGCUCAGUUUCUUCUGAGAGAACUCCCCAGAUGAGGAGAACCUUUUCCCUCCUCCACCCCCUUCUCCCACUACCUCCGAGAGAUUCACCCCCAGGUCAGAACUUGCCUGGCUGGUAAUGGCUCUCUGGGCAGCGUUCCCUCUAGGUUGGAUUGGCUUCUGAAAAUUCCUGUUUCCAGGUGAAUUCUCCCUACUUCAAGUGGGAGCCUGUCUCUGGAGACCACGGGACGCAACAGACACAGGCACUCCUGUCUGCAGCCCGGGAGAUGGAGCUGCAAAGACGAGACUACCAUGUGGAAAGACCGUUGCUGACCCAGGGGCAGCUCGAAGAUCUGGGGCACUGGGGCCCAGUGCCCAAGACCUACCAGUGGCGAGCCUGGUUUCGAUGUUCCCGUGCCCGGGCCCAUGCUCUUCUGCUCCAUUAUGUCCCAGUCUUGGGCUGGUUGCCCCGGUAUCCUGUGCGUGACUGGCUCCUGGGUGAUCUGUUAUCUGGCCUCAGUGUGGCCAUCAUGCAGCUUCCACAGGGCCUGGCCUAUGCUCUCCUGGCGGGAUUACCUCCUAUGUUUGGCCUGUACAGUUCUUUCUACCCCGUCUUCGUCUAUUUCCUAUUUGGUACCUCUCGACACAUCUCUGUGGGGACCUUUGCUGUGAUGUCCGUGAUGGUGGGCGGCGUGACAGAAACCUUGACUGCGGACGAGGCCUUUGUGCAAGGCUUGAACGCCACGGUUGAUGAUGCCCGAGUGCAGGUGGCCUACACACUCAGUUUCCUGGUCGGCCUCUUCCAGGUGGGGCUGGGCCUGGUACACUUCGGCUUCGUGGUCACCUACCUGUCGGAGCCGUUGGUCCGCAGCUACACCACAGCCGCCUCUGUGCAAGUCCUUGUCUCACAGCUCAAGUAUGUGUUCGGCAUCAAACUGACCACGCACUCUGGGCCGCUGUCCGUUAUCUAUACAGUGCUGGAGGUCUGCUCAAAGCUGCCGCUGACCGUGCCCGGCACCGUGGUCACGGCACUUGUGGCCGGAGUGGUGCUUGUGAUGGUGAAGCUGCUGAAUGAAAAGUUAAAGCGGCAUCUGCCCCUGCCCAUACCCGGGGAACUGCUCACGCUCAUUGGGGCCACUGGUAUUUCAUUUGGUGCGAAUCUGAAUGAAAGAUUCCAGAUAGACGUGGUGGGCAACAUCACCACAGGGCUGAUACCCCCAGUGCCACCCAAGACAGAGUUGUUUGCAAAGCUUGUGGGAAACGCCUUUGCCAUCGCUGUGGUGGGCUUCGCCAUCGCCAUCUCACUCGGGAAGAUCUUUGCCCUGAGGCAUGGCUACCGUGUGGACAGUAACCAGGAGCUGGUGGCCCUUGGCCUCAGUAACCUCAUUGGCAGCUUCUUCCAGUGUUUCCCCGUGAGCUGUUCCAUGUCGCGGAGCCUGGUACAGGAGAGCACUGGGGGCAACACGCAGGUUGCCGGAGCCGUAUCUUCCCUGUUCAUCCUCCUCAUUAUCGUCAAACUUGGGGAGCUCUUCCGAGACCUGCCCAAGGCCGUCCUGGCAGCCGUCAUUAUUGUGAAUCUAAAGGGCAUGAUGAAGCAGUUCUCUGACAUCUGCUCUCUUUGGAAGGCAAAUCGAGUGGACCUGCUGAUCUGGCUGGUGACCUUUGUGGCCACCAUCCUGCUGAACCUGGACAUUGGCCUGGCGGUUUCCAUAGUAUUCUCCCUGCUACUCGUGGUGAUCCGGAUGCAGCUGCCCCAUUACUCUGUCCUGGGGCAGGUGCCAGACACGGAUAUUUAUAGAGACGUGGCAGAAUACUCAGGGGCCAAGGAGGUCCCUGGCGUGAAGAUCUUCCGCUCCUCGGCCACCAUUUACUUUGCCAAUGCUGAGCUCUACAGUGACUCACUGAAGCAGAAGUGUGGUGUGGACGUUGACCACCUCAUCUCCCAGAAAAAGAAACGGAUCAAGAAGCAGGAGAUGAAGAUGAAGCGGAUGAAGAAGAAAGCCAAGAAGACCCAGAAACAGGCUACCUCUUCCAAGAUCUCCUCAGUUUCAGUCAACGUCAACACCAGCUCCGAAGACAUCAAAAGCAAUGAUGUGGAGGAGGGACCAGCCAAGCCCCGCAAAGAUGUGCACCAAGAGGAGGAGCUGGAUAAUGUGGUCGCCAGCAAUCAAGACGUCAAGGCCCCAACCAUGACCUCACUGAAGUCCCUAGGCCUGCCCCAGCCGGACUUCCACAGCCUCGUCCUAGACCUGAGCACCCUUUCCUUUGUGGACACCGUGUGCAUUAAGACCCUGAAGAACAUUUUCCGUGACUUCCGGGAGAUCGAGGUGGAAGUAUACAUCGCAGCCUGUUACAGUCCUGUGGUCUCCCAGCUUGAGGCUGGACACUUCUUUGAUGACUCUAUCACAAAGCAGAAUCUUUUUGUCUCUGUCCAUGACGCUGUGACCUUUGCCCUCCACAACCGGAAGCCUGGCUCUAAGAGCCCUGUUUUGGCCACCAAACUGUGACUUUGCUGCUGGAGAUUACCUACCUCUGGAGGUUGUGACAGGUCACCCUCAUGAAACUCCUGCCUCUAGGCCACCUCCAGGUGCCACCCAGGACUCUGUUCCAUGUACAUGCACAUAUAACUCAUGGAUGGAUGCCUUGGGACUCCAUGUUCAAUGCUAGAGGCCUGGGGCAGGGUAUUGCAGUCAGGCUGGCCCUGGCUGGGUGCUGGAAGGGAGCUGAUGUGGGUUUACAGCUUUGGGAAUAAAUGUGUCUGUCCAACUUCA
Molecule: messenger RNA, 4678 nt
Organism: Peromyscus maniculatus bairdii (prairie deer mouse)
Lineage: Eukaryota; Metazoa; Chordata; Mammalia; Rodentia; Cricetidae
Gene: Slc26a6
Product: solute carrier family 26 member 6
Biological process (GO): sulfate transmembrane transport
Cellular component (GO): membrane
Molecular function (GO): secondary active sulfate transmembrane transporter activity
Source: RefSeq, a predicted model, not a curated record